AUGUGGACAGAGAGACAUUUUCUCUGGUUUCCAUUGGAUCCAAAGACCUAGAGAGCGAGAGAGACUCUAGGGACAGAAAAAAGGGCUGAGUGGUUUUGAAGCAGUUGAAGGACUGGCUGAAUCGAUCUACAGAGAGAGAGAAAGAGCGAGAGAGAGAGAGAGAGAGAGAGAGAGAUGAGAGAAAUCAUAAGCAUACACAUAGGGCAAGCAGGAAUUCAGGUAGGAAAUUCAUGUUGGGAGCUCUAUUGCCUCGAACAUGGAAUUAACCCCGAUGGAAUGAUGCCUAGUGACACAACACCAGGUGUGGCACAUGAUGCUUUCAAUACCUUCUUCAGUGAGACUGGCGCUGGUAAGCAUGUGCCCAGAGCAAUAUUUGUUGACCUGGAACCAACCGUCAUUGAUGAAGUUAGGUCAGGGACUUAUCGCCAGCUUUUCCAUCCUGAGCAGCUCAUUUCUGGAAAGGAAGAUGCUGCAAAUAAUUUUGCUAGAGGGCAUUAUACAGUGGGAAAGGAGAUUGUUGAUCUAUGCCUUGAUCGAGUGAGAAAGUUGGCGGAUAACUGCACGGGUUUGCAAGGAUUUUUGGUGUUUAGUGCUGUUGGCGGUGGCACUGGUUCUGGUUUGGGUUCCUUGUUGUUGGAACGCUUGUCUGUAGACUAUGGAAAGAAGUCAAAGCUUGGGUUUACCAUCUAUCCUUCUCCUCAGGUUUCAACUGCAGUUGUGGAGCCUUAUAACAGCGUUCUCUCUACUCAUUCCCUACUUGAACACACAGAUGUUGCUGUGCUAUUGGACAAUGAAGCCAUUUAUGAUAUCUGUCGGAGAUCCCUCGAUAUUGAAAGGCCUACUUACACCAAUUUGAACCGAUUGAUUUCACAAAUCAUAUCAUCCUUGACUACUUCUUUAAGGUUUGAUGGAGCUAUUAAUGUGGAUGUUACUGAGUUCCAGACUAACCUUGUACCAUAUCCUCGUAUCCAUUUUAUGCUUUCCUCAUAUGCCCCUGUUAUCUCUGCUGAGAAAGCAUACCAUGAGCAGCUAUCAGUUCCUGAGAUCACAAAUGCAGUGUUUGAGCCAGCAAGCAUGAUGGCAAAAUGCGAUCCAAGGCACGGGAAAUAUAUGGCAUGCUGCUUGAUGUACCGUGGAGAUGUUGUUCCUAAGGAUGUCAAUGCUGCUGUUGCCACCAUCAAGACAAAACGGACGGUUCAGUUUGUUGACUGGUGCCCAACUGGUUUCAAAUGCGGUAUCAACUAUCAGCCUCCAACAGUGGUUCCUGGGGGUGAUCUUGCUAAGGUGCAGAGAGCUGUGUGCAUGAUCAGCAACAACACAGCUGUGGCUGAGGUUUUCUCACGCAUAGACCACAAAUUCGAUCUCAUGUAUGCCAAGAGGGCAUUUGUUCACUGGUAUGUUGGGGAAGGCAUGGAGGAAGGAGAAUUCUCUGAAGCCCGUGAAGAUCUAGCUGCUCUUGAGAAAGAUUACGAGGAAGUUGGUGCAGAAGGUGUGGAUGAUGAAGAAGAUGGCGAAGACUACUGAGUUCAGCAGGGCUAUUGCCUGGUAAACUGAUCAGUUUACAAGGCUCAUCCCCCUGGCCCCCCUUGAAUCUGUCUACUGUUCUAUUGCUUUUAUAUAUUACCAGUAUUUCCUCUCUUCCUCUUUUGGUAUGGAAUGGUUGCAAUUGUGUUUCUAUGUUCUGAUGAAAUUUUAUCUGUGCUAUUAAAGAAGUGAUUUUUCUAGAUGAUCGAUUCAAUCACACUCUCAUUUGUCCUAUUGUUCUGUUUCCUGGGUUAUUUGCAUAAUUAGUCUAUGCAAAUGAUGUGUUUAUAAGAUAAUUUAGCAAUUUUCUGGGAUUCUACUCAACAGGGGAAAGGCCAUUCAGCCAUUCAUUCAACAUAACAGGGGAAAGACCAUUCAGCCAUUCAUUUUACUGUAUGACUUCUCUUUUCCUGUUUUCUUAAUUUUUUUUUCUU
Ilex paraguariensis (yerba mate) is the source of this 1958-nucleotide messenger RNA. Lineage: Eukaryota; Viridiplantae; Streptophyta; Magnoliopsida; Aquifoliales; Aquifoliaceae. The record is from the annotation of a GenBank genome assembly.